Molecule: messenger RNA, 1476 nt
Organism: Torulaspora delbrueckii
Lineage: Eukaryota; Fungi; Ascomycota; Saccharomycetes; Saccharomycetales; Saccharomycetaceae
Gene: PSD1
Product: phosphatidylserine decarboxylase 1
Exons: 1
Coding region: 1-1476 (491 amino acids)
Biological process (GO): phosphatidylethanolamine biosynthetic process
Cellular component (GO): mitochondrion
Molecular function (GO): phosphatidylserine decarboxylase activity
Source: RefSeq, a predicted model, not a curated record
AUGAUACCGGUUGGGAAGGCUCUAAACCGUGGGAGAAGUAUCAUUACGAUGCCUGUAGGACGUUUGGCAACUAAGAUGCAGUUCCGUAACCGGACUGCUGUUUUAUGGAGUAGAAGUUUUGCCACGGGAGGAGUGGUGUCGCAGAAACAUAAAGCUGGAGAAAUUGUCAAACGUGGUAAGGAGGCUAAACUUUUAUCCCAAAAAUCCGUUAUCAAGUGGGUUGUAUUGACAGGUGUGACUAUAGCAUUAGGAACUGUCAUUCUCAAUUCUCAGACUAGGGAUGAAGAUGAAGCCGAAGAUGAAGAGACAAAAGGUCGCAAGAGGUUGCCAAGAAUUAGGAUCUUUGAUAAUGAUUGGCUCUUCUUUUGCUACUCUACGUUACCUUUGAAUGCUUUGUCUCGCCUUUGGGGCCAAGUUAAUUCUCUUAAUUUACCGGUAUGGCUCAGACCUUGGGGAUUUAAGUGUUAUUCGUACUUGUUCGGUGUUAAUUUAGAUGAAAUGGUAGACCAAGAUCUGAAAAACUACGCAAAUCUAUCUGAAUUUUUUUAUCGAGAGAUAAGACCUAACUGCAGACCCAUUGACACUCGUGAAAAUGUGGUGGUUUGCCCCAGUGAUGGUAAGAUCUUGAAAAUUGGUAUUAUAGAUUCUGAAAGUGGUGAGAUUGAACAAGUCAAAGGGUUAACCUAUUCUAUCAAGGAUUUCUUAGGUACACAUUCUCACCCGACAAUGUCCAAAAGUGAGUCAAGUCUAGAUUUGAACUCAGAUGAGGAAAAACACAAGGAAUUCGCAAGACAAAUUGAUUUCAGGCUUUCUGAUCAAAGUGGACACGAAUCAGAGCACUAUCUGAAUGUAAAGGAAGAAGGUGACAAAGUUAUUGAGGAAGCCAAACCUUCUAUCUCCAAGAGUAUGAAAUUGUUAAAUGAAUUAUCGCUGAUGCCUGGUUCCUAUCACAUGCCAUAUAACGAGCCAAAUGACACUCAGUUAUAUUUCGCUGUCGUCUACCUGGCUCCCGGUGAUUACCAUCAUUAUCACUCUCCGGUAAACUGGGUUUGUAAACUUCGUCGUCAUUUCCCAGGUGAUCUAUUCUCUGUGGCUCCUUACUUCCAACGUAAUUUCCCUAAUCUGUUUGUGUUAAAUGAACGUGUCGCUCUGUUAGGUCACUGGAAACAUGGUUUCUUCAGCAUGACAGCAGUUGGUGCCACAAAUGUGGGGUCUAUCAAGUUGAGUUUUGACAAGGAACUGGUAACUAACGUUAGAAGAAAAAAGCAUAACGAGCCUCAUUCCUGCUACGAAGCUACCUAUCAAAACGCUAGCAAGAUACUUGGCGGUAUGCCACUGAUUAAGGGUGAAGAGAUGGGUGGUUUUAUGCUGGGUAGUACUGUUGUGUUGUGCUUCGAAGCACCAAGAGGGUUCCAGUUCGACGUCAAAGUGGGUGACAAGGUCAAAUUGGGUCAAGCGUUGGGAGCUGUAGAGUAG